AUGCGCCUCGAUGUUGUGUUCUGCCUGGGGGUUGGAAUUACAGCCGUCCGAUCAGCAGAUGGCACUCCUCCUGCCUCUCCCGUCUCAUCCCGAGCAGCAUCUUGCCUCUCAGGCAUUUGCCUCACAGAGUCUGUGUUUUCCUCCUCGUCACUCUCGCUUAGAGGCAGCGUCCCCGUCGCGCCGGCUCUGGUCGCUGCUUCGUCGCCGCUGGCGUUGUCCGCCACCACUGGCGGCCCGGGCCCUGGGGAGUCUCUGGGUCCCGCCGCGCUGGGGCUUCCUGCGUCGUCCGCUGCUGCUCCGCCUGCACAGCGCCCGCCGUCUCCUGGCAACCGGCAGCAUCGACCUCAUUCGCCGGCGCUCCGUGACGAGCGAGAGAGGUCGCGGCGGCGACACGACUCUCCUCGCCGCCGGGGUUCCCAGGCGAACUGGGCUGCGUCCCGCGGCGGUCGCGGUGGCUGGUGGGGUGGGCGCGGUCGCGGUGGGGACUGGGCGUAUGAUCGGCCGGUCUCGAUGGCUGAUUUGCAGCGUGCUGUGUCUGCUGCGGUGCGCGAGGAGCGGAACGGGCAGGCGAGCCAGAGCAACUCGCCGCGUGCCACUCCAACGCAUGCGUCCCUUCCGCCAGCUGCGCCUUAUGCGCCUGCACCUCCCUUUCCCCAAUCAGCCGUUCCUCCGCCUCGUGUUCCUGCUGCGUCUGCUGCCGCUCCUGGGAACCGUAUGCGCCUGCCGUGGGUUCCUCCUGUGGCGGGUAUGGAGUUCGUGACCGCGGCAGGAGGACCGGUGACGGCGCAGUAUCCGUCUCUACUGCCCGUGGCUCCUGCUCCUCUUGCUGCUGCGCUGCCGGUACAGUCGCUGGUGGCGCCAUCUCCAUCAGCCGUGGUGCCGGAAGCGUCUCUGGGGCAGUUGUGGCGCCUCUCUGAGGGCCUGCGGGCUGUUCACCUGAUUCAGGUAUAUGGUUACGCGGCUCUCUCCCAGGGUGUUCCUCUGGAUGGCCCCCCUCGGGACGAGUGCUUGGAUGCCGCUGAUCGGCUGGGCGAGCUCCUAGCGCCCGUGUUGGCUGCGCCCGCGCGGGGUGGAGUUGCGGGCGUUGUAUAG
Closterium sp. Naga37s-1 is the source of this 1092-nucleotide messenger RNA. The record is from the annotation of a GenBank genome assembly. NCBI's taxonomy places the organism in Eukaryota, Viridiplantae, Streptophyta, Zygnematophyceae, Desmidiales, Closteriaceae.